AUGUCUGACUCCGUGACUUGUCCUACUAUGAACACUCUCAACAGCCAUUCUUUGCCACAAGCCUCCCUCCCAACUGUCGCAGCAACCGCCGCUGUCACCCUUUACAAGAACGCGGACACGUACAGGUUCAGCGGAGGGAGCCUGGAUGUCAAUAUUCUUGAUAAGAAUGGCGGUUCAUUCAGCCUCGGUGAAUGUUCCAGGGAUGGAGAGAUAGAAAAUACCCACAUCAGCAUCACUAUCGGCUUUGCUCAGGCGCUCGCUGUGCCUCAUUCCCCCAACAAGGCUCAAAGCGUAGAUUUCGGGGAAAGCGCCCAACGCGCCUUGAAGAAGAAGGCACCGGUUACCACGGAGUUGGACGAGCUUGAUUGA
Cyclocybe aegerita is the source of this 369-nucleotide messenger RNA. The record is from the annotation of a GenBank genome assembly. NCBI's taxonomy places the organism in Eukaryota, Fungi, Basidiomycota, Agaricomycetes, Agaricales, Hemipholiotaceae.